Phytophthora sojae is the source of this 553-nucleotide messenger RNA. RefSeq lists its product as hypothetical. The record is from RefSeq and is a predicted model, not a curated record. NCBI's taxonomy places the organism in Eukaryota, Oomycota, Peronosporomycetes, Peronosporales, Peronosporaceae. The annotation marks the transcript as partial. The transcript has 2 exons.
GACGGGUGCGAAUCGUUUCCAGCCGUGAAUGCUGCGGGUGAAACCAGUGGCGGCCUCCAGGGAACGAAAGGAAGAGAUGGCUGCGGCAAAGCACCACUGGGGUCCCAGGUAUACGGCCGAUCUGGAUGGUAUCAAGACAAAUGGGCCAUAAUGUACGCGUGGUACUUCCCGAAGAACUUCCACGGGAACGUACUUGACUACGAGGCGAAGAAACGCCACGACUGGGCGAGUAUGGUGCUGUGGAUCGACAAUCCUGCUAUCGAAACGUCAAAGAUUCUCGGCGCGUCGUUAUCCCAGCAGAAUACGGAAGAACCUUACCAGAAGAUGGCAGAACUUCACCCGAUGUUCUUUGUCGGCGCCAAGCAACACGUAAAUGGAACUGAACCCCCACGAUACUACCAGGUUGCGUACGGAGACAGCCAGUCACAGGAUCUCAUCAUGUGGGAGCAACUUACAGAUGCAGCGCGCGAGGGCCUCAAUUCGGCAGAUUUUGGGGAUUGUGAAGGUUCCUUUCAACGAGAAAAACUUCCAAGAAUCGCUGAAACAAGCGUAU